This is a messenger RNA of Gadus morhua (Atlantic cod), 1751 nucleotides long. Its product is annotated as membrane-associated guanylate kinase, WW and PDZ domain-containing protein 3-like. The record is from RefSeq and is a predicted model, not a curated record. Gene Ontology annotation, cellular component: cell-cell junction; cytoplasm. NCBI's taxonomy places the organism in Eukaryota, Metazoa, Chordata, Actinopteri, Gadiformes, Gadidae. Bases 831 to 1205 code for a protein of 124 amino acids. Gene Ontology annotation, biological process: signal transduction. Gene Ontology annotation, molecular function: protein binding. The transcript has a single exon.
UUUCAUCUGAAUUAAUCUGGCGACGCGUGCCUGUGGACGGAUCCAGCGUUUGGAGGGAAAGGCCAGUGAACUGGAUGCGCACGGCGCUGCGUAAAUGGGCGUUCCGGAGAGAUGUGCGUCGCGCGCGGUGCCAGGUGUGUUCAGACCUGUAGCGGAGAACGCUGCCGUCGCCAACAGCCGCCCGUCAAUCAAAAUGCACUGGAUGUUGAGCCGUCUUCCAGGGAACGUCGUCCUGAGCCGCCCGCCAGUCUGUUCCCAGGGUUCACAGCGGAUAUCGCGUCGACGUCUUGAAACGUAGCCUACGACUUGAGAUCCUCAAUACGACGUACAGCCUCAUAAUAAUAACAAUACACUGGGCGGUCAGUGAGACGAGGUGAGUGAACAGUUUGUUUCGGGCUCCGCAUGUUGCAUUCGAAAGCGUCUGGGAACGAAUACUUGCUGUAGUUGUGGUGCGGGGACGACAACAACAACCACGUUGAUUACGUUAUUUCAAAGCAUUACGCCGCUGUAAACUCAUCAUUUUACGCACGAAUACCCACUUGGAAGGGGGGGGGGGAGGAAAGGAAAGUGCGGGCCUGUGUUAUCCUAAUGGGCAUCGGGAAGGACCGCGGACCGAUGGAAUGAGCGAGCACCACGCACACAGCGGCAGGCAGCAGGGGGAUGCGAAUCCAAACUAUCCCCGAUACCAACUCCACGCUAUCUAGUCUCAGGCGACGCCUGUUCGCGCUCAGCUGAAGUGGAAGUACACCGGAUCUGAGGGCUUUUUACAAUAGAUAAACUGCGUGCGUUCCCGCUCUUUGGGUGAAGAAAGCCAGAGCUUAACAACAACCAUGUCGAGAACCCUGAAGAAGAAGAAACACUGGACCAGCAAGGUGGUGGAGUGCGCGGUUUCGUGGGGAAGCCUGGGAGAGUUCGGCUCCGUGGUGGAGAUCCUGGGGGGGGCCGAGGGGGGAGAGUUCCCCUUCCUGGGGCAGAUGAAGCUGGACGUGCUGGUGUGUCACGUCGGCAAGCUGCCCUACUACGGCGACGUGCUGCUGGAGGUGAACGGCACGCCCGUCAGUGGACUUACAAACCGGGACACCCUGGCCGUCAUCCGGCACUUUCGGGAACCCGUUCGCCUGAAGACCGUCAAACCAGGUGCGUGCCCCCACCCCCCUUGUUUCUUGCUGCGUGUUCCAACAACUCUCUCCUCACUGUGUUGCUAAGCGUUUCGCAUGCAGAACACAACGCGCGUUGCUCUGUUCCAUUUUAAAAAAAGGAAGCCCACUUAUAUAUACAGGAAGCGCCAAGCUCUCUUCUCUCUUCUUCUCAUGGAAAUUGAACGGUGAUAAUGGCAAUAAUGGCAUGUAGCCCAGGCCAAGCCUGCCAUAGGUUAAGUGCACUUCGAAGCGCAGAAAUAUGGCCUAAUUACAUUCUCAUUCUGGAGUCUCUUGUUACAGAGGCCACUCAGACCGUUGGCCACACAAAGUAAGAGUGGAUAGGCCUGUAUCGUUGUCUCUUACCCGAGGUCUGUAUCUAUCCACGUCCAGGGGAACACCACGUGGGCCCAACCGUCCACAGUGCCCCUUCUUAUAUGCACUCAUUCAUAACUGUAAGGCUGUCCUACCGGUUGUGUUGGACCAGCCGGCGGCCACAUGGUCAAUACACAAAUGACCCGUUGCUUUGGGUUCAACCGCUCAGUGGUGUUUGACAGCCACUCCGGCGCGAAGGCUGAAGUGUGUGUGUGUGUGUGUGUGUGUGUGUGUGUGUGU